This is a messenger RNA of Pseudomyrmex gracilis, 1139 nucleotides long. Its product is annotated as probable RNA-binding protein 18. Gene Ontology annotation, molecular function: RNA binding. NCBI's taxonomy places the organism in Eukaryota, Metazoa, Arthropoda, Insecta, Hymenoptera, Formicidae. Bases 456 to 1070 code for a protein of 204 amino acids. The record is from RefSeq and is a predicted model, not a curated record. The transcript is spliced from 5 exons.
UUUUUUUUAACACUCGAGAGUGCCUCUUUCUCUCUAUCUCUCUCUCUCUCUGUGUGCUUGUGUGCGUGAUGUGCUUGCAGUGCUCGAAUAUUGCAAUAUGUAUUGCACACAGAGAGUUGUAUACGUACGUACGCGUAAAAAUUUUGUAAACGGCACAAAAAUUAUAUAAAAUGCUAAGUUUAUUCGUACAUUUUUACUUUUAUGAUGUUCUGAGAAAAUAAUUCCUGAAUGUGGCAACAAAAACGAAUGUAAUUUUGAUCAAUUUUCUCUCAUGUGUCGUCAAAUUUCACAGCAGCGGUGAACUUUUCUUCUUGUAAAAAGGAUUUUAUGAAUAUUUUGAGAUUACCCGUGAAGACUGAUGCUUCGUUUAGAAUUACCGAUCAAUAUCGGUAAAGUAAGGUUUCUUGUAUUAAUUCAAUAACACAUCUUAGUGCAGCCCGGUUGCUUGUGCUAGAAUGGAGCCACAAAGUACUAAAGUUCCUUUGCCACUAGAACCUAUAAAGUCAAAUCAAAUUGAAGAUAGACGCUUGUGGGUAGGCAAUUUAGAUUUAAGAAUUAAUGAGUACCAACUCCUAAAACUCGUCCAAAAAUACGGCACAAUCGAAAAGUUCGAUCUACUUUUUCAUCGAUCUGGGCCUCAAGCUGGUCAACCGAGAGGAUAUGCAUUUGUUACCUAUACAACUAUCGAAGAUGCCAAAACAGCAAAAGAUGCUUUACACAACUUGAAAGUCGGAGCAAAGAAUGUUAUUGUUAGAUGGGCACACAGUGUUACUGAGUCGGACAUGGAUAAGCCAAAGCCAAAAAUAGAUAUUCCCGCCUUAGCUGGUGCAAAGAAAGAAGAUAAAAAAAUAAGUCGUGAAACAGCAAUUCAAGCGAUAGAAGCAAAACUCAAGCUAAUGAAGGAAUCAGAAGAGGAAUUCGAGCUGAAUAAACCAUUAGAAGGAUCGCCAAUUAUACAUCUAUAUCAGAAAGCAGAAAAUCAAAAACCGUCCACCUCCACGCGUUAUCAUAAUCGUGGUAACUACCACCAUUAUAACAAACCAUACAGUCGUCAUAAACCGAGAAGAUAAUUUACUUAUAUAAGAAAUUCUUUUUAUAUAAUUUUUUAUUUAUUGAAUACGAUUCAUUUUUUCUCGUAU